AUGGAAGGUUCUUUUGGUUUGGCAAAUAUCGAGGCCGUUGGUUCUAUUGAUUUGGCAAGUAUCGAGGCCGUUGGUUCUUUUGGUUUGGCGAAUAUCGAGGCCGUUGGUUCAGUUGAUUUGGCGAAUAUCGAGACUGGCGGUUCCUUUGCUGGACCAAAUAUAGAAGAACUUGGUUUGUCAUUAACGUUUGAGAACAUAGAACCCAAUGCUGAUUUGGGUGAUGAUGGCGAUGCAUUAAGUGUUGUUUGGGAGAACAAUGAAGGGGUUGCUGUAGCAAAUAAUGAUGGCCGGUCAAACAGAGAUGAUGUCUUUGGUUGUUCCUCGGAUUUUGUCCAACUUGGUCGAAGAUCAAUAGGUGAGGAUUUGACUGGUGCGGAGAUGGAGAAGGAGGAAGAGGAGCUAGAUGCUUCACUAGUUUUUGUUUCAACAGAGGAGUCAUUUGAACUUACGGGCACAUCUGUCGACGGCAUUGUUGUUGUUGCUGAUGCUGCUGCCGUUGUUGCAGUUGUUGUUUCUGUCGUUGUCGUUGGAGCCUGUGUUGCCUCCUUUGCCUUCACCUCCUCCGCCGCUUUACUCUUUUGGAUGGUCUCCAAUCUAAUCUCUUCUAUUGAUCUAUCUUUGAAAUUCUCCAUUGCAGAAAUGUUCUUGAUGAUGACAUUAUUUCCCUUGUCCUCUGUGUCUCUGUAG
This is a messenger RNA of Acytostelium subglobosum LB1, 687 nucleotides long. RefSeq lists its product as hypothetical. Lineage: Eukaryota; Evosea; Eumycetozoa; Acytosteliales; Acytosteliaceae. The transcript has a single exon. The record is from RefSeq and is a predicted model, not a curated record. Bases 1 to 687 code for a protein of 228 amino acids.